Messenger RNA from Closterium sp. NIES-67, 1508 nucleotides. Lineage: Eukaryota; Viridiplantae; Streptophyta; Zygnematophyceae; Desmidiales; Closteriaceae. The record is from the annotation of a GenBank genome assembly.
AGCGAGCGACAGCAGCGCAACUGAGCAAGUUACCGCCCCCGUUGUCAGGCACAGCGCGUUUACAGCAGUCCGCUGCGUCCUUUCGCGUCCCUCGGCCCGGCUCCACCAUCCGUUGUGCCCUGCUACGCGCGUCGCGGAUUCCGUUCCGACCGUCACAGAUUUCAGCGGAGUCCGUCGUUGGCCCAGCUGUGGAUUUGGUCGUUGAAAUUCGCGUUAUUUUCACGCUAUUCUAACGCGCAGCGGUUCCUCACCAGCAAUGUCGGACUUGACAGCCGCAGCGGCAGCGCGAGUGGUGGCGGCAGAGGCGGCGGGAAUCACGCUGUCGGCUGAAGUGAGGUCUGCGUUGCUCGCAGGACGGCCUGUGGUGGCGUUGGAAUCGACCAUCAUCUGCCACGGCAUGCCUUAUCCACAGAAUUUGCGGGCAGCAGAGGGGGUGGAGGAUAUUAUUCGGAAGGAGGGGGCUGUGCCGGCUACUAUUGCUAUCAUUGACGGGCAACCAUGCAUAGGUGUGACCGCCUCUCAGCUGCACCAACUGGCACGAGACGGCCAUGCUGCUGUGAAGACUGCGAGGAGGGACAUGGCUCUGGUGGUGUCUCGAGGGCUCACAGGCGCCACCACUGUGUCUGCCACCAUGCUGCUAGCCCAUAAGGUGGGCAUCUCUGUGUUCGUGACGGGCGGCAUAGGCGGCGUGCACAGAGGGGGAGAGAGCACGAUGGACAUUUCCUCGGAUCUAACAGAGCUUGGUCGCACGCCAGUGGCAGUGGUGUGUGCCGGAGUGAAGUCGGUGCUCGACAUACCGCGCACUCUAGAGUACCUGGAGACGCAGGGAGUGACAGUGGUGGUGUACGGUUCCAAGGACUUCCCAGCGUUCUUCACUACCACAUCUGGUUGCCCUGCACCCGCCACACUCAGCGACCCUGCCAGCUGUGCUGCUCUCAUUGACGCCAACCACCGCUUGCAGCUCAACAGCGGCAUGGUGAUUGCAGUGCCGGUACCGGCACAGCAGGCAGCAAAAGCAGCGCAAGUGGAGGCAGCAACGCAGCAGGCACUCAGAGAAGCAGAUGUGCAGGCCAUCAAGGGAGCACAGAUCACACCAUUCGUCCUCAAGCGAAUAAAGGAGCUCACUGGAGGGGCGUCACUCGCUGCAAACAUAGCUCUAGUGAAAAAUAACGCUCGUGUGGGUGCCCAAAUAGCCAGGGCUCUCGCACAGAGGAGAACGACCAGCGUUUCGAAACUUUAGAUGCCUUGGUCACAUCACAUCUGCGAAGCUCGCGACAGAGACAAGCGAAGUUCAUGGUCUUGUUACGGUAUGCUCAAUACAGAAUAUGAUUGACAAGUCUUUGUAGAUAUGUUAUCUGUAUUAGUUACACACCCAGCAAGUUGCAGUAGGACACGCGUUGCACUAUCUAGGGUGAAAUGUACUUGCUAAGUUCUAGAAGGAAGUCCUUUCUUUUAGGAGUGGGUCACAUUUUUAUUCGUCGUAACACUAGCGGGUUGGUUUUGGACUG